Molecule: messenger RNA, 1371 nt
Organism: Episyrphus balteatus (marmalade hoverfly)
Lineage: Eukaryota; Metazoa; Arthropoda; Insecta; Diptera; Syrphidae
Product: decapping nuclease DXO homolog
Exons: 2
Coding region: 180-1340 (386 amino acids)
Biological process (GO): nuclear-transcribed mRNA catabolic process; NAD-cap decapping
Cellular component (GO): nucleus; cytosol
Molecular function (GO): mRNA 5'-diphosphatase activity
Source: RefSeq, a predicted model, not a curated record
UCUUUAAAUGAAGCAUCUUUGGUCAAGUGAACAGCAAAAAUAAAAAAACAAUCGGACAACAUAAAAAGAGACUUGCGCACGUUGUUUUGUUUUUUGUUUUAGAAAUUCUAGAGUACAAAUAAAUUGAUAUCAAAUAAAACAACUUAACCAACAAUAAACUUAAACAAGCUCUUUGAAUAAUGGCACUUGUAGACACCGGCCUAAGUGGCCGGCUUAAUCCCGACAACAAUUUACCUUUUCCAAAAAUAGAAAAGCCCUACAUUCUAGGUUGCUUCAGCAUCAACACAAACCGUGACUUUAUUAGUUCAGGCGAGAACUUCCGUUACUUCCGUAUGCCACACAAAUUCCCAUUAGAUCUGAAUAUUGGCUAUGGACUUGCAAAAUCCAAACAAGAAACAAUGCAAGAAGAACGUCUCGAUAAUCUGGUACAAUUCAUUCAUUACCAUCAAGAUGAGCUUUUAUCAAAACCAGACAUGUCCAGCACCAAAGGUGUUGGUGACUUUGAUUUUAUAUGCUUUCGUGGUCUGCUUCGUUUGCUAAUGUGCACACCAUACGAGUCAAGAGAAGACUGGUGUAUUCAUGCCACACGAUACAAGGGCAAUAUAUACAUGAGUCAAAAGGAAACUGACCAGAAACGACAUGAGCGCUACAAUCAAACUGAAAAUCAGAAAAAAUUCUGCUCAUAUGGCUUUAAAUUCGAACAAUAUUGUAUGACACCAGAUCCAUCUGAGGAACCAAACACAAAUAUUCCGGUUGAUGAAUGUGAAGAAUUCUGCUGCAUGUACAAAACCAAAAUUCAAGGAAUGGAAAUACUGUUUGCAGCUGAAGUUGAUGGGGCAAUUAGCAAUACUGUUGCGCAAAAUGUCGAAAGCAGGGAGGAAUUAAACUCAUUGAAGCUGGUAGAACUCAAGUGUUCCCUUCGACCGGCCAACGAACGGCAGCAACAAAACUUUUAUCGCUUUAAGUGCAGAAACUGGUGGUGCCAGAGUUUUCUUGUUGGAAUUCAGGAUCUCAUGGUUGGCUACAGGAAUGAUAAAGGGCUUGUGGAUGAAAUCAAGCACAUGGAAGUUCGAUCUUUGCCAAAACAAGCUUCGAAUUAUUGGGCUCCAUCGCAAUGUGCUGAUUUCCUUGUGAAAUUCCUUCAAAUGGUUAAAAAUACAAUGAAGGAUGUAAACUGUCCCCACACAGUUUACGAAUUUUACUUCGAUCCUCGAUCAAAGAUGAUUGGUUAUAGGAUCUACCGAGGUAAGUCCUUACAUACUCUCUUACCGGAUUGGUAUGUGACAAUGUUACAACAACGUUCCAGCUUCGGAUUGACAAGAACUGUAUCUAAUGUGUAAUAUACUAUUCUAUAAACAAAAAAAAACUUUA